AGGGCUAGUUCAGAUAGGUAGCCAAAAGAGUCUCUCCUACGAAAGGUACAGGUACAGGUGUACGGUGAGAGGGCGCAGGGUACCAGCAAAACUGAGGAAAAAAAAGAACGCCCUACCCAGAGGGAAAGGCAGUGGAAACGUCCCGAGGCGGGUCAAGUUCAGAGGGUGUGAUGGAAAGGAAGGUGCAGUCGGAGCGCAGGAAGACAGGUGUGGGAGGAGGCGGAAGAGGCCGGCAGGAACGCCCGCCAGUUAGGGGCCAUGCAAGCUUUGGGAAGGACUAAUCAGCCUGGCUUUCCGGGACCAGCAAAGGAGCGCCGAGACCUCCAACUCAGCCACGGAGCCGCCGUGCAAGGCUCGUCGUGAUCUCAAAGAAUCGCUGAGCGCCCAGGUCCUUUGCCAUUCCUAGGCAUGCAAUCCCGGAAAGCCAAGCACACAGUUACUCAGCGGUCGUUAUGACCUCCCGGUUACGUGCGUUGGGUGGAAGAAUCAAUAAUAUACGGACCUCCGAGUUACCCAAAGAGAAAACGCGAUCCGAGCUCAUCUGCAGCAUACGCUUUUUAGAUGGCUUGGUACAGACCUUUAAAGUUAAUAAACAAGAUUUGGGCCAAUCGCUUCUGGAUAUGGCAUAUGGCCACCUGGGAGUGACGGAGAAAGAAUACUUCGGCUUGCAACAUGGCGAUGACCCAGUGGACUCCCCUAGAUGGCUUGAAGCAAGCAAACCCCUCAGGAAGCAGCUGAAAGGCGGUUUCCCCUGUACCCUGCAUUUUCGAGUAAGAUAUUUUAUACCUGAUCCCAACACACUGCAGCAGGAACAAACCAGGCAUUUGUAUUUCCUACAACUGAAGAUGGAUGUUUCUGAAGGAAGGUUAACCUGCCCUCUCAACUCAGCGGUGGUUCUAGCAUCCUAUGCAGUACAAUCUCAUUUUGGAGACUUUAAUCCUUCCAUACACCAUCCAGGCUAUCUUGCCGACAGCCAGUUCAUACCAGAUCAAAACGACGACUUUUUAAGCAAGGUGGAGUCGCUCCAUGAACAGCACAGUGGGCUAAAGCAGUCAGAAGCUGAAUCUUGCUACAUCAACAUAGCUCGGACCCUUGAAUUCUACGGAGUGGAGCUUCAUGGCGGCAGAGAUCUGCACAAUUUAGAUCUAAUGAUCGGAAUUGCUUCUGCGGGCAUUGCAGUGUACCGAAAAUACAUUUGCACAAGUUUCUACCCUUGGGUGAACAUACUCAAAAUUUCUUUCAAAAGGAAAAAGUUCUUCUUACACCAGCGGCAAAAACAGGCGGAAUCCAGGGAACAUAUUGUGGCCUUCAACAUGCUAAAUUACCGAUCUUGCAAAAACUUGUGGAAAUCCUGUGUCGAGCACCAUUCAUUCUUUCAGGCAAAAAAAUUACUACCUCAGGAAAAGACUGUUCUGUCUCAGUACUGGACUCUAGGGUCCAGGAACCCCAAAAAGUCUAUAAAUAACCAAUAUUGCAAAAAAGUGAUUGGAGGAAUGGUAUGGAACCCAGCCAUGAGGAGGUCCUUAUCAGUGGAACGGCUAGAAACCAAGAGCCUGCCUUCCCGGUCCCCUCCCAUCACUCCCAACUGGCGAAGUCCUCGGCUCCGGCACGAAAUCCGCAAGCCUCGCCAUUCCUCCGUGGACAACCUGGCCAACGAGAUGACCUAUAUCACAGAAACCGAGGAUGUGUUCUAUACCUACAGGGGAUCCCUGUCCCCCAAAGACAGUGACUCCGAAGUCUCCCAGAACCACAGCCCACACCAAGAGAGUUUGUCCGAAAACAACCCAGCCCAAAGCUGCCUGACCCAGAAGUCAUCCAGUUCUGUGUCUCCGUCUUCAAACGCUCCAGGCUCCUGCUCCCCAGAUGGAGUGGACCAGCAGUUCUUAGAAGACUACCACAAGGUGACCAAAGGGGGCUCCAUCGAGGAUGCCAGCCAGUACUACUGUGAUAAGAAUGAUGAUGGUGACGGCUACCUAGUCCUGAUCCGCAUCACACCGGAUGAAGACGGGAGAUUUGGAUUUAAUCUUAAGGGAGGAGUGGAUCAGAAGAUGCCUCUCGUGGUCUCAAGGAUAAACCCAGAGUCGCCUGCGGAUACCUGCAUGCCCAAGUUGAAUGAAGGGGAUCAGAUCGUGCUGAUCAAUGGCCGGGACAUCUCAGAGCACACUCAUGACCAGGUGGUGAUGUUCAUCAAAGCAAGCCGGGAGUCCCACUCGAGAGAACUGGCCCUGGUGAUCAGGAGGAAAGCUGUGCGCUCACUGGCGGAGAUCAGAUCAGAAGAUGAGCUGAGUCAGCUUUUCCCAGAAGCCAUGUUUCCUGCAUAUCCUGAGGGUGGGGACAGUCUGGAGGGAUCCAUGGAGCUACUAAAGAAAGGUCUGGAAAGCGGUACAGUGCUGAUCCAGUUUGAGCAACUUUACAGAAAGAAGCCGGGCUUAGCCGUCACAUUUGCAAAGCUGCCGCAGAAUUUGGAUAAAAACCGAUACAAAGAUGUGUUGCCUUAUGACACCACCCGGGUAUUAUUGCAGGGAAAUGAAGAUUAUAUUAAUGCGAGUUAUGUGAAUAUGGAGAUUCCCGCUGUCAACCUUGUGAACAAGUACAUCGCCACUCAGGGACCGCUGCCGCACACCUGUGCACAGUUCUGGCAAAUCGUCUGGGAUCAGAAGCUUUCUCUGGUUGUCAUGCUGACGACUCUAACGGAGCGAGGGCGGACCAAAUGUCACCAGUACUGGCCGGAUCCCCCUGAUGUCAUGGACCAUGGCGUCUUCCACAUCCAGUGUCAGGCAGAAGACUGCACCAUUGCUUAUGUGUCCCGAGAAAUGCUAGUUACAAAUAUUGAGACCGGGGAAGAGCACUCAGUGACCCAUCUCCAGUAUGUGGCAUGGCCUGACCACGGUGUCCCUGAUGACUCCUCAGACUUCUUGGAGUUUGUGAAAUACGUGAGGUCCCUGAGGGUAGAUGGUGAGCCUGCCCUCGUUCACUGCAGUGCUGGAAUAGGUAGAACAGGUGUGUUGGUCACUAUGGAAACAGCCAUGUGCUUAAUUGAGAGGAACCUGCCCAUUUACCCACUGGAUAUUGUCCGGAAAAUGAGAGACCAGCGUGCCAUGAUGGUGCAGACAUCAAGCCAAUACAAGUUCGUGUGUGAAGCAAUUCUUCGAGUGUAUGAAGAAGGUUUAGUCAAGAGGCUGGAUCCCAGUUAGGACAACUGUGAAGUGUUCAUCCCUCCUUCCCUAGGGCAACUUCCUGAAGAAGGGGACACACAUGCCCCCCGGAGGCCCCCAGAGAUGCCCAUCACUGUGGGGAAGGGAUGAGCAUUUUUGAACCCAGGCACUUUAAUUUUCUGUGGGAAAGAUACCCUGUACAUAGGAACUGAGGAUAUAGAUAUGCAUGCAGCUAUGACUUCUUUGGGCCCAGAGAGAUAAGCAACAGGGGAUUCUCCAUGUGGGAGCUGUGUUUUCUCCCAGCGUAUCACCUUGAGCAAUGAGAGGGGACACUUAACAGUGCUGUUGACGCCCCUCCCACCACAAACCAGACAACAUGGUUGCUCAGAGGUUUUGUGUGUUGAUCUGUGUAGGACUCCAAGGUCUGAACUUCCUUGGCAAUUGGUGUCCAUUACCCCUGACACCAGGGGAAACUCAGAUGAAUGUACCACAGGUAGGGCACAGGGGACUUCAGGCUGGGGGAUGAACAGCCUCUAUUCUGUCCUCUUUCCCUCCCUCCCUCUGCCUCACCCCUACCCUUUCUGUGCUCACAUGUGUUCCAAAGCACCCCAUUCCCCCACCCUCGCAUUCCUUCAGGAUCACAUCCAGCGCCUGAACCAGUUUCAUAAUGUAUGUUCAGGUAAAGAUUUCUCAGCCGAGACAGGGAACUAGACCCUCUGCGUAUUGCUGAGUCUUAGUUUUAGAAGUAGGCGAGCCUCUGCUUAACCCCUUACUGUAUACUCAGACGCCAUGACUGGAAUCGCCGACUACUGAAUCUCUUAAUGUGGAUCGCUGCUACUUCAAGCUCUCACACUUGAAACGACGAUUUUCCUGGGGGUGGAGGGAUGAUAGCAUCCAAAUAUACAGAAUUUAGGACCCUUCUGAGAAAUGACCUCUAGUGACGAUAAGAAACACUGCUUCUCAAGGGUGUGUGUGUCUGUGUCUGUGUGUGAUGUGUGUCUGUGUGUGUAGUGGGUGUGGUGGGUGUGGUAGAUGGCUUUCUCAGGAUUCCUAACGAUUCAGAUUACAGUCGAGUUUAUGUAAAGAAUGAGUCUCUGUACAGAAGCACACACGUGUUCAUUCACCCUUAGCUACAGUGGUCUCUGUUUCAUUUCAGAGGGGAGAAUCAGACUAUCUGAAGAUAGGCACAAUUUGAUGUUAAUUUAUUCUAAGUACUCUGGGAUCUUGAUUGUCCUAAAGAAUUCUUCUCUGUGAAUGCCAUGUUAAAAAAAAUUUUUUUUUAAUUUGUGGCAGGAUUGUAGCGAAUUAUUAUUUAAGGAAAAUAAAUUACAUGAAUGCUUCAAGGUGGUAUUUUUAAAUAGCCGUUUUAUGCAUCCAGAAGAGUGUCAGCAAGUUUCUUAAUGGUGUUAUGGGGAAAGAAUACUCUCAUGUUAACAUGUAUGUAGAUGAAGCUACAUAGAUACUUAGCAGGCAGUGGACCAAUUAAAGAGCUUCCAAGUCGCAACAUGAUUUAAGGACCCAUGCAGAGGAGCUCAGGUUCCUGAAGGUUCUUU
Acomys russatus (golden spiny mouse) is the source of this 4708-nucleotide messenger RNA. It is a transcript of the gene Ptpn3, whose product is annotated as protein tyrosine phosphatase non-receptor type 3. The record is from RefSeq and is a predicted model, not a curated record. NCBI's taxonomy places the organism in Eukaryota, Metazoa, Chordata, Mammalia, Rodentia, Muridae. The transcript has 26 exons. Gene Ontology annotation, cellular component: cytoskeleton; cytoplasm; cytoplasmic side of plasma membrane. Gene Ontology annotation, biological process: protein dephosphorylation. Gene Ontology annotation, molecular function: protein tyrosine phosphatase activity; cytoskeletal protein binding. Bases 453 to 3194 code for a protein of 913 amino acids.